Molecule: messenger RNA, 648 nt
Organism: Hibiscus syriacus
Lineage: Eukaryota; Viridiplantae; Streptophyta; Magnoliopsida; Malvales; Malvaceae
Exons: 2
Coding region: 1-648 (215 amino acids)
Source: RefSeq, a predicted model, not a curated record
AUGAUACAGGGCAAUUUAGAAACCCUUGUUUCCGCCUGUGCCGACGGUUCUCACGACAGCAAAAUCGUCUGUGAAACUUUAGCAACCGGCGAAAGUGACACCACCGGCAACGGCAAUGUCCACCGAGAAACCAGCAGAAGAAGAAAUCCCGGCGGAAUCGUUUUGGCUUUCCAAAGAUGCCGAGUUCGACUGGUUGAUCGCAACGCCUUUUACGAUCGGAACGAGUCGCACAAAGGCAAAUCGGUCCCCAACUCAACGAACCUCAACCCUAAUCCGAACUCAAACUCCGAUUCUCAGCGUUUUUCUUUGAGGAAUUCCAAAACCUCGAUCGUCGGCUUGCCUAAACCGCAGAAAACUUGUUUCGUUGAAACGAAGUACACUAAAAAUACUAGAUUGUUUCCCAAACGGUCCGGCUCUGUUAAAUCGAACCGACCGGUUGUUGAGCCUUCUUCUUCUAAGGUUUCAUGUAUGGGGAGAGUCCAAACCCAAUCGGAAAACGAGCGAAGCACAUGCAGUUGCAGCGGGGAAGAGGAGAUUGGGUCUCGUUUGCCGCCUAAAAUUAUGGAGAGUGAAGUGGUUGCUGAGCCGGUGAGUCUAGGUGGAAUGAAACGGUUCGCGUCCCGUAGGCGAUCAGAGCCGUUAAUCUAA